UCCCUUUUGAUAUAAAUACGUGACGACUCGUAGUUUAAGGCAUCAGUUCAUCAGGACUUACCAACGUAGUCACAUUCACAAAUCUACCUACCCUUCAAAAUGUCUGUGAAGUUCGUUCUCGUCCUAGCAUGCGCGGCCGUCGCUGCUGCUUCCUCUAAUUUCAAUAGCUUCUCCUACGAUGUGGCUGAUCCCUUCACCGGUGACUUCAAGAGUCAAGUCGAAGCUCGAUCAGGCGGCAACGUGCAAGGUCAAUAUUCCCUCUUGGAGUCCGAUGGUACCCGUAGAACUGUGGACUACGCUGCCGGAGCUGGUGGUUUCAACGCUGUCGUGAGGAAAGACCCCGCUUUGAUUGCUGCUGCCCCAGUCUUCGCUGCCCAGACCUACGGACCUAUCGCGUACUCAGCUCCCUAUGGAUUCAAUAAAUUCGCCAAAUACGGCUCUUUCGGAUAUGCCGCCCCAUUCGCCUACCCUCGAUUCCUAUAAGACGUUUCUGCAAUAAACUGGUACUUGUUUUGUAAAUAAAAUGAAUAUAUCUAUCGAUAUUUAAA
Molecule: messenger RNA, 548 nt
Organism: Achroia grisella
Lineage: Eukaryota; Metazoa; Arthropoda; Insecta; Lepidoptera; Pyralidae
Gene: CPR134
Product: larval/pupal rigid cuticle protein 66-like
Exons: 2
Coding region: 100-483 (127 amino acids)
Cellular component (GO): extracellular matrix
Source: RefSeq, a predicted model, not a curated record